AUUAUAAGCCAUUAGAAAAUGGCAGGUUGACUAAGUUCCUUCAACUAACUAUCGAAAAUGCGAUCAAGUUGUACAAUUCCAUGAUUGGUUUGUAAAUAAUCCUAAAUCAUUUUAAAUAUUAAACACAGCUCGUCUUUCAAUGUAUUUUGACAUAGCCUCAGUUAAGUUUCUUGGAAAAACAUGCUUAUAAUGUAACGGAGCGCAAAUUUCAAAGCAUUUCAUUUGUUCAGUCUAAGUAGAGUGAAUGCAAAAUGUCGGACGAAAUGUACCGCAGUACAACAUUGGGCACAUCAUUACAAGAAACUUUAAAUGAACAAAUUCAGUCUGGAAAAAUAACUCCGGCACUAGCAGAAAAGGCGUUGAAGGAAUUCGAUAAAAGCAUGAAGCUUAUAAUUAGUCAAUAUCCAAAAACGGAUUGUAACUUCAAAGCAGCGAAAAUCCUAUACUACAAACUGUGUGGUGAUGUUUGGACUUUCAUACUGAAAGAUGUCGAGUUCCGCGAUGGUACCGAUGUUUAUAAAGUUGAUAAAUUAAAACUUAUCGCGUACCCAAAUAAAAGCAGCAAAUCUAAUAAAACUGGCGCUGUUGGUGAAGCCGGCAAAUAAAUUCACAUUUAGAACUAAUAAUAAGAAAAAUUUUUGUAACAAUUUAUUAAAAU
Molecule: messenger RNA, 658 nt
Organism: Teleopsis dalmanni
Lineage: Eukaryota; Metazoa; Arthropoda; Insecta; Diptera; Diopsidae
Product: transcription initiation factor IIA subunit 2-like
Exons: 2
Coding region: 252-605 (117 amino acids)
Biological process (GO): transcription initiation at RNA polymerase II promoter; RNA polymerase II preinitiation complex assembly
Cellular component (GO): transcription factor TFIIA complex
Molecular function (GO): TBP-class protein binding; RNA polymerase II general transcription initiation factor activity
Source: RefSeq, a predicted model, not a curated record